This is a messenger RNA of Cherax quadricarinatus, 1529 nucleotides long. The record is from RefSeq and is a predicted model, not a curated record. Lineage: Eukaryota; Metazoa; Arthropoda; Malacostraca; Decapoda; Parastacidae.
AUGGAAAGUGAGUCGGAUCCUGAAAAGGUAGCCAAUGUGAUUAGUGGGAGUGAAGUCUACCUCAUGCUAAAUCGUCAUUUCCUGUUGCAUCAUUACAUAGAUAUUGCCAGCAUCUUUGUGUUAAGGCCUAAACUGACUUCCUCUACUACCAUCUUUCUGGCCAUAGUAUUGGCAAGGUGCUCCUAUGCCAUGUUGGCAGAGAUAUAUCCUUCGUGCUCUCAAGAGUUGUACAUGCAUCAUCACUGUCGAGAAUGUAGCCAAGCUCAUGAUCUUUCUCUCCUAACAUCUUUCAAUACUAUUCCUGUUUGUACUUCAUCCAGGACUGCUGUCAUCAGACAUACCAGCAGCUUAUCCAAAGAGAAGAAAAAGAAGGUGGCUGAAGGACCAUCACUUGGAGACUUCAUAUCAGGAGAAGUAACCAGAGACACUUCAUGGUCAGACUACACUGGGAAGCUGAAGCGAGAGGCAGGAGACACUGAACGCCUAAGGCUUCCACCGUGGCUCAAGCGAGAAAUUCCCAUUGGCAAAAACUAUAGCAAGGUUGUUAAGGCUGACCUCCGUGGACUUAAUCUCCACACAGUUUGUGAAGAGGCUAGGUGUCCCAAUAUUGGUGAAUGCUGGGGGGGUAAUGAUGAUAACAUAUCUACUGCAACUAUAAUGGACUCCCAGGACUCUCAGCUGGUUUUUCCUAGUGGCAUUAAGAAAAGAGAAGUAGAAUUGGAUCCAAGGGCAAAGUAUAGACAAUCUCUGGGAGUUUUGGAAUAUGCUAAAACUACAAAAGUGGACUUGGUGACUAAGUCAUCAAUAAUGUUGGGUCUUGGAGAAACUGAUGAAGAAGUUUUACAGACUAUGAAGGAUUUACGUGAUGCUGGGGUGGACUGUGUGACUCUGGGUCAGUAUAUGCAGCCAACCAAGCGUCACCUGAGGGUAUCAGAAUAUGUUACACCUGAGAAAUACCAGCACUGGGAGAAGAUUGGAAAAAGUUUAGGAUUUGUUUACACUGCAAGUGGACCAUUAGUGCGCUCAUCAUAUAAAUCUGGAGAAUUCUUCAUGAAAAAUCUUCUUUCUCAAAGAAAGCAAAAGAAGUCUUAAGAUAUGAAGAGAAUUACAUUAAGGACAUAAAAUUUUAUUUUAAUAGUACAGUGGACCCCCUGCUUAACGACUUAGAAACCAGAGGAAUGGCUCGUUAAGUGAAAAAUAAGUUGAGCAAAUAUCAUUUUCCCUUAGAUGCCUAUGUUGUAGCUUGAGAUAAGGACUGGGAUGAUUAUAUUUAAUUCCUAUUAUUUUUUCAGUGGUGAAAACGUCUGCUCACCAGAGAUAGGUUCGCUGAAUGUUUUAAGUUUUUAGUAGGGGUAUUAUGGUGUUAUACCUCUCUUUUAUGAGUGCACAGUACAGUAAAUAUCAAAAGAAAUAUCACACUGUGGGUUUGUUCUUGUUAGGGUAAUAGAUCGUGAUGUCUCCCUUACUAAAGCCCUCCCAAGCAAAAAUAGUAAUAAUAAUGCUGCUUAUAAACAAGUCUCCUAGCCCUU